CAUCAGACCACGUACACUAUUUCUAGAAACGUGAAGGUCGUUUCUUUCAUUUUGUCAUAGCUGUCAAAAAGGUCAGACAUACACAGAAACAGCGAAAGAGUGUACGUAUCGAAAAUGGCCCAGGGUCAGGGAAAUACAGCUUUUGUGAAAGGCCACAGGCGAACUCCAAGUGAAGACGAAUUCAAGGACCUGAUUAGAAGAGAUGCCCAAGGGGCACUGAACAAGGAAUUGCAGAAAUUAAUACAGACGGCUCAGGCAGGAUUGCAAGGCCAAGUGAGGAAAGAGUUCGACAACUUUGAAAUUUUAUUUUCAAGAUUUUUGUCCGAAACUGGCCCAUCUGUGGUGUGGGAUAAAAUCAAGUUGCUCCAGGAUGACUUAAUAAAACGGUAUGGUGCUUUGCCAACGCCAGAACCUGCCAAAACAAAGGAAUUAUUAGAUCAGCUUGUUGUCAUUAAACUAAAUGGUGGUUUGGGAACUGGCAUGGGAUGUACUGGACCUAAAAGCGCCAUCAGUGUUCGAAAUGAAUUGACAUUUCUUGAUAUGACAGUACAGCAAAUCGAGCAUUUGAACAAACACUAUGAUACAGAUGUUCCCUUGGUGUUGAUGAAUUCGUUCAACACUGAUGAUGACACUCAAAAAAUCCUGAGAAAAUAUGGUCAAGUCAAAGUGAAUAUAUUUACAUUCAACCAAAGCAGAUAUCCUCGACUGAACAAAGAAACCUUGGUUCCCAUUUCUUCCAAUUUUGGUCCUGAAAGUGAAAAUGGGUGGUACCCUCCUGGUCACGGAGAUGUGUAUAACAGUUUCUACAAUUCCGGAUUAUUAGAACUCUUUAUCAAAGCUGGUAAAAAGUAUGUGUUCAUUUCCAACAUCGAUAAUCUUGGAGCAACUGUGGACUUAAACAUCUUGAAUUUUCUUUUGACACCAUCAGAAAAUUCUGUAUCUCCUGAAUUUGUCAUGGAAGUCACAGACAAAACCAGGGCUGACGUAAAAGGAGGUACUUUAGUGGAAGUGGAUGGCAAAUUAAGAUUAUUAGAAAUUGCACAAGUUCCAAAAGAACAUGUGGAUGAAUUUAAAAGUGUCAGUAAAUUUAAGAUUUUCAACACAAACAAUCUAUGGAUGAGUCUUGAAGCUAUCAAAAGAAACGUGGAGGCCAAGACCUUACACAUGGAAAUUAUAGUAAAUCCGAAAACAUUAGACAAUGGAACCAAUGUGAUACAACUAGAAACAGCUGUAGGCUCAGCAAUAAAAAGCUUCGAAGGUGCUUUAGGAAUAGCUGUACCUAGAAGUCGCUUUCUUCCAGUCAAAACGACUUCUGAUUUACUCCUAAUGAUGAGCAAUUUAUAUUCUAUGAGAACAGGUGCCCUGGAAAUGAGUCCACGAAGAUCUUUCCCUUCUGUUCCACUUGUCAAAUUAGGCACCCACUUCAGUAAAGUGAAGGAAUUUUUAAGAAGAUUUCAAAGUAUCCCAGACCUUUUGGAAUUGGAUCAUUUGACUGUCUCUGGAGAUGUCACAUUUGGUAAAGGUGUAUCUUUAAAAGGAACAGUUAUUAUUAUAGCUAAUCAUGGAGAGAGGAUUGAUAUUGCACCUGGUGCCAUCUUAGAAAAUAAAAUAGUUUCUGGCAAUCUGAGAAUCUUAGAUCAUUAACUGGAAUAUAUCUUAACUGUGAACUGCUUUACAUAUUUUAAAUGCUGUAUUAUAGAACUGUAAAUAGCAAGUAAAUAAAUGCUAUUCAUAU
Lottia gigantea (owl limpet) is the source of this 1735-nucleotide messenger RNA. RefSeq lists its product as hypothetical. Gene Ontology annotation, cellular component: cytoplasm. The transcript has a single exon. Lineage: Eukaryota; Metazoa; Mollusca; Gastropoda; Lottiidae. Gene Ontology annotation, molecular function: UTP:glucose-1-phosphate uridylyltransferase activity. The record is from RefSeq and is a predicted model, not a curated record. Gene Ontology annotation, biological process: UDP-alpha-D-glucose metabolic process; glycogen metabolic process. The coding region runs from base 115 to 1644 and encodes 509 amino acids.